GUUUUCUUGUCCAUGAGGGGCCAGCCAAUUGUCGCACGGUCACGUCGGUAGCGAGUGGGCGAGUAUGCACUGUAAGCUGAGACAAGGGCGGAGUCAAAAGUGUUUGCAUUGCGCCUCGUACCUGGAAAAAUUGAACGUCUCGUUUAAUUUGAGGCGAGAGGAGAAUUGGGCGGUUCUGCUUCGUUUUUCUCAUUUUUGGGUUAAUUGAGAUAUCUUUCGAAAUCAGUGAACAAAUAAGUUUGAAAGAAAAUAAAAUAACAUAAAUAAAGAGGAAGUAAGGAAGAGGGGAAAUCAGCUUAUGGCAUAGCUCAUUUCGAGCCGCACCCCCGACAAAAGUCAAAUUGACUGACUGAGGGAGUGUCGCCAUGUCGCCCAAGAUAGACAGCUCCAGGAUCGGAAGCGCGACGGCGGCAUGGUCCCGCGAUGUCCGCCCGAAUGCCGCCGGGGCGGACGGCGGUGUCACGUAUAGUCGGCGAUCGUUCUACUACGACCGCGAGUUCUCGGAUAGCAUCGUCGUCGCACGGUCGACAAAUGGGGACGAUGGGAGCCGUCUUCUCACGUCGUAUGCCUCGGACUUCUCUUAUGAACCUAGGCGCAGGUACCCGACUAGAUUACUUAAAAAGGAUGAAGACAACGAUCGAGAUGAAGAAGAGAGAAAGGCGAAUGAGUUUAUGCGUGGGCGUGUUCUGCAGUCUUCUCAAGGCAUUGUCGUGCCUAAAGAUUACUCGGGAGCGACGAGAUAUGGGCUAGAAAGUUCCCCGCCGCAAGUGGCGCCCCCGUCGCCGUCGUCUUUUUCGACUCGAUCUUCUGUUAUCGCGUCGUCGACACGGGUAGACGAGGAUGAAGAGGAAGAGGAAUUUGGUCGGGGAUUGAAAAUUGCUGGAAUCGAUGCGAAGACUAUUGCGACGGUUGCGGCGGAAAUUGUCGUGCUCGGACUCAAAGGGUAUCAGCACUAUCAGCGCUUCCAGCCACUUCGCGAGAACCGGGCAAACGGCGGCAGUAGUGAUGUGGAUGAUGGUGAGCAAAGUGGAAGCGGGUUCGAUCUAGACCCGUAUUAUCUCGAGGCUGGACCGCCCCGACGACAUCCCCAGAGACUCUCUCCGAGUCGGCAUUCUCCUGCGAGAAAAUUCUCGCGACGCCGUGUUGACGCUUCAGAGGAAGCACAAGAACAUACGAGUGACUGCGCCGACGGCGCAACUUCGAGUUCAUUGCUGCCGCCUCUGUCGGCUGCUCAGAGAGUAUGUUAUUACCUCAUUGGUGCGGUCUUAUUCGGCAUCGUAGCGAGCUUUGUUGUUGCCGUGUGGUGGGCAAGGAGUCAGGGGGAUACUUCUGCGGGAUUCACGAUCGGCGGCUAUGUUAUUGCUGUCGAUGCGCUGAUUGUGGCCAUUGGGGGCCUUGUGCAUAUACCUGGGUGUCGGUGUUGGAAGGCUUGACAAAGGAAGAGGCUGAAUUAGGGUAGAGUGUCGUUAUCAUGAGACACGAGAUGGAUGGUAUGUUGUCAUGUCUGGUAUCGAUUUUCUGCGCUGAUUUUUGCUGAUUUGAUCUCUAUCUCUCUCCUACCUGCUUUUGGGGGGGUUUUUUCUCAGGAGAAGUCAAAUAUGAGGCUCGGCUUAGAAUGGG
Messenger RNA from Xylaria bambusicola, 1620 nucleotides. RefSeq lists its product as uncharacterized. NCBI's taxonomy places the organism in Eukaryota, Fungi, Ascomycota, Sordariomycetes, Xylariales, Xylariaceae. The coding region runs from base 366 to 1433 and encodes 355 amino acids. The transcript has a single exon. The record is from RefSeq and is a predicted model, not a curated record.